This is a messenger RNA of Dibothriocephalus latus, 963 nucleotides long. The record is from the annotation of a GenBank genome assembly. NCBI's taxonomy places the organism in Eukaryota, Metazoa, Platyhelminthes, Cestoda, Diphyllobothriidea, Diphyllobothriidae.
AUGCUCUCAAGUGGAGCCUCUGCGGCCAACCUCGUGGCCGCCAAUCGUCUCCUUCUGCACAGUAUCCAACAACAACAACAACAGCAGCAGCAGCAGCAGCAGCAACAGCACCACUUCAACCACGAGGAGUCUCAUCUCAAGUCCUCAACCCCGUGCAGUAACGGAGGCUCUCACCUGAGUGAACGACUUCACAACUCGGUUGAGUCCUCGAACCUCUCUAAUCUACUUCAGGAGAACGGGGACAGCGCCAAGGCCUCCACCGAUUUCAUGCGCUAUCCGCAGUUAAAGGAAUCGCCGGUAGCCGCUUCUCCAAGUCGACCAGAAGCUUUUUUCUCCUCAGCGCGGCGGGCCAGUGAUGAAUUGGAGGCUAUCAACUUGGCCAGUGGUGCCGGCCCGCCGGCCGAUGCCGCUGACCACGUGACAGAUCGCUUCUUUGAGCAACCCACUUUGCUUCGCUCACCGACCACACCGCAGAGCGAGGCACAACGUCUAGGCACGCUCGAACUGCCCGUCCUGACCCAACCCUCGCCCUCACUGGCCUCGAACUCCCUGGAGACGGCUGACACCUCGCACGUCCCCAACUAUCACACGAGUCUCGAUCAGUCUGGCUUCACCGAGAACGGUUAUAAUCUGUCCACGAAUUCCUUGCUCUCGCCCCUGAACAGUGAGUUUGACCCUAAAACUCAACGGCAAAACGCGUUAGCCCCAGCGAGGACGGAGGGAGACGACAGUGCCAACAUUGAAGAGGGGGGCGAUGUUGAUUCGGCGGUCGAAGUGAGGGAGGCCGCGGCAAAGAAUGAAGAUGAAGCAAACAACAGCAGUGCUUCUCGCCGCUUUAACCCCACCUCGCCAUCACAGGAGUCAAGGAGAAACAAGAAAAUGUGUGCUGAAGAGAGAGACGAGGGUUACAGUGAUGUCGGCUCCACAACCUCGGUGCCCGUCAAGUCUCCCAAGAGCAGGUAA